Messenger RNA from Leptidea sinapis, 1752 nucleotides. Its product is annotated as tubulin beta chain-like. NCBI's taxonomy places the organism in Eukaryota, Metazoa, Arthropoda, Insecta, Lepidoptera, Pieridae. The record is from RefSeq and is a predicted model, not a curated record. Gene Ontology annotation, biological process: mitotic cell cycle; microtubule cytoskeleton organization. Gene Ontology annotation, cellular component: cytoplasm; microtubule. The transcript is spliced from 12 exons. Gene Ontology annotation, molecular function: structural constituent of cytoskeleton; GTP binding; GTPase activity. The coding region runs from base 388 to 1752 and encodes 454 amino acids.
AAUAAAAAAUUGUAAAGUUUAAAUCAGAAUUAGACAUAUUAAGAUGUAAGUUAAUUGAGUUGAAAACUUGUAGUUACAAAUAUAUUAUAAUUCAAGAUAUAUCUUAGCUGUGACAAAAUCAUAGACAACCAAAAAUGUACCACUCCUUAAAAUCCUAUCAAAGACUUCAUUGGCAUUGACAAUUGUACGCUGACCUUCGUUGUUCAACAUACGCAAAGUUUAAACGGGUCUAUUAAAAAUUGUUAUCUAAUCUACAAGUUUUUAUCAGAAUACCGAUAGUAAGUGAGUACCAGCAGAUUUUCAAGCGUGACUGACAAACGCAGAGUGCAGCGGCAUAGGUGCAUUGAGUAAAUCAAAUAAGACCUUUUUACAUUACAAAAAGACAAAAUGCGUGAAAUUAUCCACGUGCAAGCUGGGCAGUGCGGAAAUCAAAUUGGAUCAAAAUUCUGGGAGGUGAUAUCACAUGAGCAUGGGAUUAACACCACUGGGAUGUACGUGGGGACGGAUCCCAUUCUACAGGAACGGCUUAGCGUGUACUACAACGAAGCAUCAAGUGGCAAGUAUGUACCUCGGGCUGUUCUUGUUGACCUGGAGCCAGGUACCAUGGACUCCGUACGGUCUUCGGAGUAUGGGCAGCUGUUCAGACCAGAUAACUUUGUUUUUGGACAGAGCGGUGCAGGUAACAACUGGGCAAAAGGUCAUUACACCGAAGGUGCUGAACUGGUGGAUUCAGUUAUGGAUGUCAUACGGAAGGAAGGUGAAGGCUGCGACAGUCUGCAAGGCUUUCAGCUGGCACACUCCCUGGGUGGUGGCACAGGUUCCGGUAUGGGAACGCUCCUCCUCAGCAAGAUCCGAGAGGAAUACCCCGACAGGAUCAUGAGUACCUUCAGUGUCGUACCAUCCCCCAAGGUGUCAGAAGUGGUCCUUGAACCAUACAACGCCACGCUGUCAGUGCACCAACUGGUGGAGAACACAGACAUGACAUUCUGUAUCGACAACGAAGCGCUCUACAACAUCUGCUUCAGAACUUUGAGGCUUACCAGCCCGAGCUACGGAGACCUGAACCAUUUGAUAUCGCAAACAAUGUCUGGAGUUACUACGUGUCUUCGUUUCCCUGGUCAACUGAAUGCUGACCUGAGGAAGCUUGCUGUCAAUAUGGUGCCCUUCCCGCGGCUUCACUUCUUCAUUCCUGGUUUUGCUCCACUAACGGCGAGGAACUCUAUGCAAUACAGAGCACAAAACGUAUCGGAACUCAUGACUCAAAUGUUCAACCCUGGAAAUAUGAUGACCGCGUGCGACCCUCGUCACGGUCGCUAUCUAACAGUGGCGACCAUGUUCCGCGGUCAUAUGUCCAUGAGAGAGGUGGACGAUCAGGUCCUUUCUAUACAAAAUAAGAACUCCAGCUACUUUGUGGAAUGGAUUCCCAACAACCUCAAGGUGUCAGUAUGUGAUGUUCCACCGCGAGGUCUCAAGAUGUCCGCUACCUUCAUUGGAAACUCGACAGCUAUCCAGGAGGUAUUCAAGCGUAUCUCUGAGCAGUUCACCGCCAUGUUCAGACGGAAGGCUUUCCUCCACUGGUAUACCGGUGAGGGUAUGGAUGAGAUGGAGUUCACUGAAGCGUCGAGUAACAUGAACGAUCUCAUAUCGGAGUACCAGCAAUACCAGGAGGCGACAGUCGAUGAUGAAGAGGUGGAGUUUGAAGAUGAAGAGGAGGCAGUGGUGACCAGCGCAAUGGUGGACCACGACAAUUAA